AGAGGUGGGGUGCACGGCAUUGCACAGGGUGCAGCAUGCAGAAAUGGGGUGCAACUGGGUGCAGGGCGUGCAGAGACGGGGUGCACAGUGUUGCACUGGGUGCAGCGCACUCAGGAAUGAGGGUGCAACUGGGUGCAGUGCAUGUAGAGACGGGGUUGCACAGUGUUGCACAGGGUGCAGUGCUCACAGGAGUGGGGGUGCAACUGGGUGCAGGGCAUGCAGAGAUGGGGUGCACAGUGUUGCACUGGGUGCAGCACACAGAAACGGGGGUGCAACUGGGUGCAGGGCAUGCAGAGACGAGGUGCACGGUGUUGCACAGGGUGCAGUGCUUGCAGGGAUAGGGGUGCAACUGGGUGCAGGGCAUGCAGAGACGGGGUGCAUGGCGUUGCACUGGCUGCAGCACACGCAGAAAUGGGGGCGCAGGUGGGUGCAGGGCAUGCAGAGACGGGGUGCACGGCGUUGCACGGGGUGCAGGGCAUGCAGAGACGGGGUGCACGGCGUUGCACUGGCUGCAGCACACGCAGAAAUGGGGGCGCAGGUGGGUGCAGGGCAUGCAGAGACGGGGUGCACGGCGUUGCACAGGGCGCAGCGCACGCACCGGCGGGGUGCUGGCUGCUGCAGAGACGGGGUGCAGCGCGCGCAGCGGAGGGCCGCGGAGCGUUGCAGCGCGCGGGACGCGCGCCGUGUGCCGUCACCGCCACGUCCCCACCUCCGCCUGUCCCCCCAUAACCCCCCGCAGCAGCAACACCCGCCGUGGCGGAAGGGGGGGACGACGACACACACACGACACGACGCGAGCCGGGGUGUCCCCCCCUAAUUAAUAAGGGGCUGAUUAUUAAUCGCACCGCGGCGUCACCACGCUAACGAAGGCGAGCGAUUGCCAACCGCCAUGCCGGGAGCAAGAGCCGCCGGCGCACAUGCUGGCCGAGGUGCUCUUCUGCCAGCCGGCCAUGCCCUCGCUGGGGCUGGCGCUCACCUUCGACGCCGACCAGCUCUUCUGGUUCGACUUCCCGCGCUCCAGCUGGACCCCGCGUCUGCCCGACCUCCCCUCGUGGCCCCCCGGCCUGGAGCCCCCCGCCGAGCUCGUCCGCGACGCCACGCUCUGCCAGGACCUGCGCCGCAGCCUCACCGAGCGGGUCACCGGCCUGCUGCCGGAGUCGAAGGGUAUCCCGGUGGCCGACGUCUUCCCGAUGCAACCGCCGGCGUUGGGUGAAGCCAACACGUUGGUGUGUAUGGUGGGAAACAUCUUCCCGCCGGCGGUGGAGAUCAGUUGGCAGCUGGACGGGGUCCCCGUCACCCAAGGGGUCACCCACACCCACUACACCCCCACGGCUGACCUGGCCUUCGUCCGCUUCUCCUACCUGCUGGUGACGCCCGCCGCCGGUGACAUCUACGCCUGCAUCGUCACCCACGAAGGGGACAACGCCUCUGUCGUCACCUACUGGGUGCCCCAAAACCCCGACCCCACCGAGGAGCUGGAGACGGCACUGUGCGGCGCCGCCAUGGCUCUGGGCAUCCUCCUGGCGCUGCUCGGCAUCGCCAUGAUCCUGGCGGCACGCCGGAACGCCCACGGUUGAGCAUGGGACGGUGCAGAGGCCGGCGCCGCUCGGUGCAGGAGUGGAGAUGGUGGCAGCGGGGGGGGGGGGGUGGUAAGCACCCUCUCCCCCCCCCCCCCCCCCGCAACAAUUAAACCUCUUGUCUGUG
Messenger RNA from Aquila chrysaetos chrysaetos, 1704 nucleotides. Its product is annotated as class II histocompatibility antigen, M alpha chain. The transcript has 5 exons. Lineage: Eukaryota; Metazoa; Chordata; Aves; Accipitriformes; Accipitridae. Gene Ontology annotation, cellular component: membrane; MHC class II protein complex. The record is from RefSeq and is a predicted model, not a curated record. The coding region runs from base 918 to 1577 and encodes 219 amino acids. Gene Ontology annotation, biological process: positive regulation of T cell activation; peptide antigen assembly with MHC class II protein complex; immunoglobulin production involved in immunoglobulin-mediated immune response. Gene Ontology annotation, molecular function: MHC class II protein complex binding.